This is a messenger RNA of Ctenocephalides felis (cat flea), 629 nucleotides long. RefSeq lists its product as uncharacterized. Bases 144 to 596 code for a protein of 150 amino acids. NCBI's taxonomy places the organism in Eukaryota, Metazoa, Arthropoda, Insecta, Siphonaptera, Pulicidae. The record is from RefSeq and is a predicted model, not a curated record. The transcript is spliced from 2 exons.
UAGGCAAUAUAAUAAUGGCUGUCAGUUUCUAUCUGAUGUCCUUAUAUUUUUAUAACAAACAAAUCCCAUAAAUUUUGAAAAAUGUGUACGGAGAAUUUAUGAUUUUGCUCUCUGAAAUAUAAUUUCAUUACUCCUUUGUUACAAUGUCGUCACAGAUAAUGAACAAAAUUAGAAAAAAUAGGUUAGAAAAAAAGAAAAAAACUAAAGGCAAUACAAAUAUAGAAAUAACCGAAAAACCCAAAGACGAUACAGUUAACAGAGUCGAUGUUGGAAAAGAAAAGACAUUGGAUAGAUUAGCUGAAGAAGAACUUUUAAGAGAAGCUAUAUCAGGUGCUAUCAGAGCUGAAGUAGCUGGACCAACAGGAUGGCUAAAAUGCCCUUUAUAUAAGACAAAUAAACGGUUUCUUAAAAAUACCUUGGCCUCGACUAUAAGGCAUAAUGGAUUCAAAGAUAAAAAAAUUGAAAAUUUAAGAAGAAAAAAUCAUGAGGAUAAAAAUUAUUUAGGAAAAAAGAAACUGGACAUCAUUAAAGAAUUAAACAAUGUAGGUAAAAGUUCAAAUGAAGCUCUCUUACAUAAAAGAACUGUAUAUGAGUAAAAAUACUGGUCUGAAAUAUAAUAAAUCAAAUAA